This is a messenger RNA of Sordaria macrospora k-hell, 4635 nucleotides long. RefSeq lists its product as uncharacterized. Gene Ontology annotation, biological process: regulation of DNA-templated transcription; phosphorelay signal transduction system; phosphorylation. Gene Ontology annotation, molecular function: phosphorelay sensor kinase activity. The record is from RefSeq and is a predicted model, not a curated record. Lineage: Eukaryota; Fungi; Ascomycota; Sordariomycetes; Sordariales; Sordariaceae.
AUGACUCUGCAAGAUACGAACAAGUCCCGAACUUCCGCUGAGGACGUUAUCAAUCCGGGUGCGGACCUUCCCAAAGCUUCUGCCUUUGGUAUCGCGACGACAGCUGCUGGAGAUCCCCCUCAAUCGUUGACCUCCAUCCCUCCGGCAUCUGAUCGCUCGGUCCCGGUUACUCAUCUCAACCCUUUCCAGGCAAAAGACUGGACGAAAACUCACCACCUCUCAGGCCUAACUGCUGGGACUCGCGACGGAAGAUUUCCAGGCGUCUGGGCGCCGAAUAGCGGACGGUAUGGUCCGAUAGCCAACAAGGCGCCUCACGAACAUCUUGGUGCUCUCUCGAUCCCACCUCUCUCGGGGCAGUUUGGCCACCCGCAGCCGUUAGCAACACCACCCUUCGAAAUUGGACCAGGAGGCGCGCAGCUUACACUAGGAAAAAGGAUCACCGUCGAGGCCAAACAAGAGUUGCGACCGUUCGAUUCCCCCUCGAAAAAACCGCGUUUAGUAGCGCCUGGCAGUCUUCAGCUACCAGCCUUACCACGCACCCCCGACGAACUCGCUUCCCCCGUGCAAGGAGUCUCGUCUCCCCUUUUCUUCUCACACCGAGCAAAACAAAAACAUCCGACUCCCCGCAUGCACAGCUUCUUCGCAAACGGCAUUGCUGCUUCCAUCAUGAGCAGCGUCCAAGAGACGCAGGACGGGGUAACGACCCUGCGCCUGCCGAAGGGUCAUGUCACCACUACCACAGCGCAGGGUUCAAACAGAUCUUCCAGCACACCAGGGAGCUGGACUUCAUCAGAAUCGCUAGAUGCUACGAUGCGCAGUCCAGAUGGCAGGCCUCUCGUAAUAGUGGCACCAGGGCUUCAGGCCAUACCCGCCACUGAACUCCUGGACCAAGAUCCCAGGCCGGUAUUUAUCGUCGACCUUGGAAACCCUUUGAAUGCCAGCUCAGGCUUGUUGCAUAUCGUGUAUGCUAACCCUUCCCUCAAAGCCUCAACUAGUGUUUUGGAACUCCUGAAUGGGGACACGGCAGACACAGAAGCAGAUAGUUUCGAUUUCGCCCAUUUCAAGCAUUGGAUAAUCAACCCCGAGGCAAACACCGAAUCGAUCAAUUUGGCUUCGAAAUGCAUAACGUUUGGCGGGAUCAACUGGACGUGUUCGACUCUCAGAAAGCGGUUUCGAGUUGUCACUGGACAUAGCAACAUUGUCUCCGAUACACCGACCACGCCGAGCCCCGUAGCACAGAUGCCCCCAGUACUAAGCCGGAGCUCACGCGGCUCAGUAUCAGCCCGCGAACUUUCGCCCGAGCGUGGAGAUGCUAUUGAUUACUUUGGCCCAAUGGAGGAAGUCGGCUCGCCCCGCCCAAGGUCUUAUUCGGAGCCUAGGAGCCCUUCGAGAACCAUCAUCGACACCUCCCUGGCAGGAUUGAACGAACUGCCUAUGGUACUCCCCCUCUCGCAGGUUUAUACAACUUUCGACUGGACCCGAAUUCCUGCCGACGACCCAAAUCUUGGCCCUCAUCACCGCUUCGCGCGCUCUAUUGACUGGGCAUCUACGCCCUUGGGACCUGUGGAGGAGUGGCCGGCGGAUUUGCGCAUCAUGUCGAAUAUGAUCAUGGGCAGUCCCCAUCCGGCAGCACUGUAUUGGGGCGAGGAGUUUGUCGCCAUCUACAACGAAGCCUACAUUCAGCUUGCCGGAAAGAAACACCCCCAAUUGAUGGGCGCCAAGUACAAAGAAGCGUGGCCCGAGAUUUGGGAUGAGAUUGGACCAAUCUUCGAUGCCGCAUGGAAUGAUGGUAACGCGACGAUGAAACACGAUGACGGGCUGUUCAUAACGCGACAUGGAUUCUUGGAGGAAACCUUUUUCAACUGGGCUAUCAUUCCGUUGGUUGGCGGCGACGGCACGGUUGUCGCGCUUUACAACCCGGCCUUCGAAAACACCCGGCGAAAGAUCAACGAGCGGCGGAUGCUGACCCUUCGCGAAGUGGGAGUAAAGACGUCGCAGGCUCGCGACGUGAAAGGUUUCUGGGGUAUGCUUCAGCAGGGUCUGGAGUACAAUGGACUCGAUGUGCCUUUUGCCCUCAUUUAUUCGGUUGCGGAGGAUAACGAGAGCGAGGUCGCGUCUAUCAACUCUGGCAGUGUCACGAAUCCGCCCCAGAUCACACUGGAGGGCUCCGUUGGUGUUCCCGAGGGACAUCCCGCUGCUAUUGAAUCGAUUGAUUUGCGGACGAGCGAUGAAGGUUUUGCGCCAUACAUGAGAGACUCCAUGGCACAUCCAACCAAUCCCAUUAUUCUGAGCGAAAACGAUGGCAGCCUACCCACCGAGUUGAUCGAAGGCUUUGACUGGAGAGGAUUUGGUGACCCCUGUCGGACUAUUGUUGUCUUCCCCGUCCAUCCCACGACGGCUGGAGACAUGGUUGUUGGAUUCGUUGUGCUUGGUGUCAACCCCCGACGACAGUACGAUGAGGAUUACCAGCUAUUUGUCAACUUGCUUUCCCGCCAACUUGCGACAUCCAUGGCGUCUGUGGUGUUGUUCGAGGAGGAGAUCAAGCGCGGCCAGCGGGCUGCACGCUUGGCUGCUCUGGAUAGGCAACAGCUUUCAAUGCAGCUUCAUCUUCGGACGCAAGAGGCUGUUGAGAGCGAGUAUCGCUUUGCGCGCAUGGCGGAACUUGGCCCUGUCGGUUUGUUCAUCGCCGAUAGCCAUGGACGUAUCAACUACUGUAACGAGAUGUGGUGGAGGAUAUCCGGGCAUGAGCGGAGUGCAAGCACCCUCGACGCUUGGAUGCAGAGCAUAAGAGACGAAGACCGCGAUGGUGUUGUGGAUGUCUGGCGUCACUUGGUCGAGGAGAAGGUGCCGGUGACUUACGAGUUUCGAUUCAACGGUACGCGGAAAAUUGUCGAUGGCCACACCGUUGAUACGUGGGCACUAAUGAGCGCCUACCCCGAACGAGACGAAACCGGUGAACUCAAGAGCAUCUUUGGUUGUAUAACCGAUAUCUCGCAGCAAAAAUGGGCCGAGGAUUUCCAGAAACGAAGGCGCGAUGAGGCUGUUGAACUCAAACGCCAACAAGAGAACUUCAUCGACAUCACCAGCCAUGAAAUGAGAAAUCCCCUUAGUGCCAUUCUUCAGUGUGCCGACGAAAUUGCCUCGGGACUUAACAAGUACCGGCAGGACGAUCCGGCAUUUCGUGGACCUGACACUUUGGAGACGCUGGUUGGUAGCUGCUUGGAAGCCGCCAAUACCAUUUCCCUCUGCGCUAGCCACCAGAAGCGAAUCGUCGACGACAUCUUGACGCUCUCGAAACUCGACUCGCAACUCUUGCUUGUGACACCGGUCGAUGUUCAGCCAGUCCAGGUUGUGGAGGAAGUCCUGAAGAUGUUCGAAGCCGAACUCAACUCCAAUGACAUCAAAGGUCAUUUCCAGAUCGAGCAGUCGUAUCGCAAUCUCGAAGUUGACUGGGUGAAGCUGGAUCCAUCACGCCUGAAACAGGUCCUCAUCAACCUCAUGACCAAUGCCAUCAAAUUCACCCAGGGCCGACCGACACGGGCAAUCACUAUCAACUUAGGCGCCUCAAAAGAUGUGUCAUCGGCCGGGCUUUCGUAUUUCCCACCACGGCAUCCAGACCAAGAGGAUCUUACGGACGACGCAGAGUGGGCUACCGGCGAAAAGAUCAACUUGCACUUGGCAGUUUCAGACACCGGGCCGGGUCUUGAUGAGAAUGAAAAGAAGAUUCUCUUCCAGCGAUUUUCGCAGACCAGCCCCCGAACCCACGUCCAAUACGGCGGAUCUGGGCUAGGCCUCUUCAUCUGUCGGAUACUAACCGAGUUACAAGGUGGCCAGAUUGGAGUCUAUUCCGAGAAGGGCGAGGGAAGCACAUUUGCUUUCUAUGUGAAAAGUCGUAAAGCGGAGAACCCGCAGCCGGUCCAGACUGUUGUCGACAACUCGAUGUCCAUACAGCCACUUCAGCAGCGUGUCAGCCCACUAACUCAGGCUCAGAUCAGCCACCGCUCAUCAGGAUCAGCCGCAUUCUCUCUGCUCGGACACGGCCGGUCACAUCCGCCACCUACCAGAACACAAUCCGCUCCGGCCCUCACGGACGUCACUCAGACCAGAUCCCUUGACGUCCUCAUUGUCGAAGAUAAUUUGGUGAAUCAGAGAGUCCUGCAACGUCAACUGCAAUUGUCGGGGAACAACACGUACGUGGCCAACCAUGGCGGAGAGGCCUUGGUGGAGUUGAGCAAGUCUCGCUUCUGGAAUCAGGAGAUCGCUGCGACGGACGAGGCUGCAUCAGCUCUCCCGAAAAGCAACAAAAACCCCGCAAGUGAUGGUGGUACUGAUGGCGCGCCCGAUAGCGCGCCCGAUGGUGAAGAAAAUAACAAGAACAUUUCUGUCAUCCUCAUGGACCUCGAGAUGCCGGUCAUGGACGGAAUGAGCUGCACUCGCGAAAUUCGUCGUCUAGAAGGUGCGGGCGUCAUUACGCGGCAUAUUCCUAUUAUUGCCGUCACUGCGUACGCACGGCCUGAGCAGGUCGAAAGUGCCAGGGCCGCUGGUGUGGAUGACGUCAUUUCCAAACCCUUCAGACUACCUGAGUUGAUACCCAAGAUCGAAGAAUUGGUUCUCAAGUACGAUGGGGAACCAUAG